This is a messenger RNA of Rodentolepis nana, 1563 nucleotides long. The record is from the annotation of a GenBank genome assembly. NCBI's taxonomy places the organism in Eukaryota, Metazoa, Platyhelminthes, Cestoda, Cyclophyllidea, Hymenolepididae.
AUGGCCGAAACGAAAAUUUCUGAUCAGUUUGCUAUUCUUAAAGCUCCUAAAGGUACCCGUGACAGAAACCCUGUUCAAAUGAGUAUUUUGGAAAAUGUUUUCGGUGUCAUCCGAGCUUGCUUUAAACGUCAUGAUGCCGUAUCUAUAGAAACACCCGUUUUCGAACUCCGAGAAGUUUUAACUGGCAAGUACGGUGAAGAGUCAAAACUGAUCUACGAUCUUGAGGAUCAGGGUGGUGAACUUCUUUCUCUUCGUUAUGAUCUUACGGUUCCAUUCGCACGUUAUGUUGCAAUGAAUAAAAUCCGCAACAUCAAACGAUUCCAAAUCGGUAAGGUUUAUCGUCGGGAUCAACCAGCCAUGAACCGUGGUCGUUUUCGGGAAUUUUACCAAUGCGAUUUCGAUAUCGCUGGUGAUUAUGGCUUAAUGAUGGCUGACGCUGAAUGUCUGCGUAUUGUCUACGAGGUACUUAGGGACUUGAAUUUGGGAGAAUUUGUCAUCAAAGUAAAUCACCGAAAUUUCCUUGAGGGCCUUUUUGCCGCUUGUGGUGUUCCCCCUGAAAAAUUCACCACUACCUGUUCCUCUGUUGACAAACUUGACAAAACUCCAUGGGAAACCGUGAAACACGAGUUGCUUAAUGAGAAAGGACUCUCUCCGGAGGCCGUCGAUCUCAUUGGCCACUACACUCAAAUAGCCGGUGGUGCUGAAGUCCUUGACAAGCUUGAGGCUGACCCUCUUCUCUCCGAAUCAAAAAUCAUUCAACAGACGCUAAAGGAGAUGCGCACUCUGGUAGAAUACUGUGAAGCUAUGGGCAUCAUGUCAAAUCUCAAAGUUGAUCUCUCACUUGCACGCGGUCUUGACUACUAUACGGGUGUCAUCUACGAGGCAGUCCUUACAGGAUUCACUUAUGACGGAAAGCAGCAACAGGCUGCAGAGUUGGCCCCGCCCACAACAGACCAGCAGAUACCAAAGAAGUCCUCAAAUAGGAAGAAAGGUAAGGGCGGCAAAGGUAAACAAUCCCAAGCCGAAGAUGGAGAAGAUGAAGAUGUUAGCAUGGAAGGGGCAGUGGGAAGUGUAGCCGGUGGUGGCCGUUAUGACAACCUGGUGAAUCUCUUCUCACCAAACUCUCCCGCGGUGCCCUGUGUUGGAGUGAGCUUUGGUGUUGAACGUCUUUUGGCCAUCUCCGAGAUGCUGGCUCGUAGACGUGCUGCUGCUGGAGAUACCAGUGCCUCUGCUUCUGUUAGAGCUACAGAAACUGAGGUUAUGAUUAUUGUCGCCCACAAAGGUCUCAUUACACCACGUCUUCAGAUAGCACAAGAGCUAUGGGACGCUAAUAUCAAGACGGCUUUUUCACACAAGAACCAGCCCAAGCUUCUGGAUCAGCUUCAGUACUGUGAGUCAACAGGCAUCCCCCUUGCAGUCUUGAUCGGUCAAACCGAGUUGGAACGUGGAGUCGUCAAGCUGAGACAUAUCAGUACACGAGCCGAGCGUGAAGUUGCCCGUACUGACUUGGUCUCUGAAAUCAACAAGGAACUCACUUUAAUACGCAAUGGCGUUUAUCAGUAA